AGUUCAACUUUCGUGCAUCUGAUAUGGGUCUUGUAAUCAAAAGGAGACUCACAAUGGAUUAUGAUGGCAAUCUGAGGCUUUAUAGCUUGAAUAACAAGACUAGGCAGUGGAUGGUGACAUGGGAAGCUCUUUCACAGCCGUGCGACAUUCAUGGUGUGUGUGGCAAAUACGGCGUUUGUGUUUAUGUCCCAGAGCCAAGGUGUUCAUGCCCCCCUGGUUACGAGGGAGCUUUGCUUGGGGGAUUGUCGUUGUGAAGCAUUUAGCUAUAGGCUAACAGGAGCCGGACAGUGUUUGACGAAGAGUGCUCUUUUCAAUGGGUAUCAGUCUCCUGCUUUCCAAGGCAGCAUUUACUUAAGGCUGCCUGCAACUGUGGAGGAGACAUCAGCGCACACAAUUUUCAACGCCACCGAUCUCAUAUGCAAUUCCAGGGAUGCUGAAAUUGUUCAGAAUUAUACUUCCAUGUAUCUUUUAUCUGGAAAGAGGGUGAAAUGGGUUUAUUUAUACUCAUUCGCUGCAGCCAUUGGGGCAAUUGAAAUCUUCAUCCUUUUAGGGGGCUGGCUUCUGUUCGGGAGACAAGGUUUGCCUGAUACAAUUGAAGAUGGAUAUCGAGCGACAAUCAGUCAAUUCAGAAGAUUUAGUUACUCUGAACUCAAGAGUGCUACCGGAAACUUUAGGGAAGAGCUGGGAAAAGGUGGCUCUGGCGCCGUUUAUAGGGGUUUUUUGAGCGAUGAAAGAGUGGUGGCAGUGAAGAGAUUGGGAGACGCAUUUCAAGGGGAAGAAGAGUUCUGGGCGGAAGUGAGCAUAAUAGGGAAAAUCAAUCAUAUGAACCUAGUCAGAAUGUGGGGAUUUUGCUCCCAAGGGAGCCACAGACUCUUGGUCUACGAGUACAUAGAAAAUCGUUCGCUGGAUGGGCACUUAUUCUCCAAAAAAGUUAUUGGAUGGAAGGAGAGGUUUAAAGUUGCAGUAGGGACUGCCAAGGCCUUGGCCUACCUUCACCAUGAAUGCCUAGAAUGGGUUAUCCACUGUGAUGUGAAGCCGGGAAAUAUACUUCUGGACAAGGACUAUGAACCAAAGGUUGCAGAUUUCGGGCUUGCAAAGCUGGCUCAGAGAGGUGGCGCUGGUUCUGAGUUUACUCGAAUUAGAGGAACAAAAGGGUAUAUGGCUCCGGAGUGGGCUCUGAACCUGCCCAUCACUGCAAAAGUCGACGUCUACAGCUAUGGAGUUGUGAUCCUGGAGAUGGUAAGGGGAAUUCGGCUUUCCAAUUGGGUGUGGGACAAUGCCGAGGAACAGGAAGCAGAGCUUACAAGGUUUGUGAGGAUGGUGAAGAGAAAAAUUCAAAGUGGAGAGGAAUGGCUGGAGGAUGCGGUGGAUCCCAGAUUGGAAGGGCAGUUCAACAAGAAGCAGGCAGCAAUGGUGGUUUCGACUGGUCUUUUGUGCAUCGAGGAAGACAGAAACAAGCGACCAGCAAUGGCUUCAGUCGUUCAACUUCUAAUGGAGUCUGAAAACGAACAAUAAUUUGUACACUAAACCUGUAAUUUCCACAGCAAAUUUUGUUAAGAAUGCAUGUCAUCUACUACAAUUGCUUGGAAAUUCUAUCUUUUCGAAAGUGUAUGGGUUUGAUCAGAGAAUGGUUUUACCUUGAGAUUCCUUUGGUGCAUUUGUGUUAUGCAAAGCAGUGUAUAGUUAUGAAUUUGCGAUGGAGCAGGCACUCUCAGUUAAAAGGCCCGGUUGUUGAUCUUUUCUUUUUGUCUUUGCUUCACUUUUCUCCUCUGGGCUUCAGGUUUUUGGAAGAAUUUUUAUCCUUAUAGACCUUUGGCGAUGUUUCUUGACUUUCCUUGAAAAGUGCUCUUCUAAGGAUGGAUGGGGGCAGGGGAUGUGUUCUGGCUUGCUAAUGAUCUGUUCCUAAGUUCAGUGAUUUGAACUUGGUGUGCUGCGCUCUGUGGUUUCCUUGGAUAUGGCGUUGGGCUCGAUCUGAUAGGCGUGUUUGUUUGGUCUUUGGGGGUGGUUUCGAUGAUG
This is a messenger RNA of Diospyros lotus (date-plum), 2016 nucleotides long. RefSeq names its product putative receptor protein kinase ZmPK1. The record is from RefSeq and is a predicted model, not a curated record. Lineage: Eukaryota; Viridiplantae; Streptophyta; Magnoliopsida; Ericales; Ebenaceae. Gene Ontology annotation, biological process: protein phosphorylation. The transcript has 3 exons. Gene Ontology annotation, molecular function: ATP binding; protein kinase activity. The coding region runs from base 151 to 1515 and encodes 454 amino acids.